Messenger RNA from Rhipicephalus sanguineus (brown dog tick), 900 nucleotides. RefSeq lists its product as uncharacterized. Bases 1 to 900 code for a protein of 299 amino acids. The transcript has 2 exons. Lineage: Eukaryota; Metazoa; Arthropoda; Arachnida; Ixodida; Ixodidae. The record is from RefSeq and is a predicted model, not a curated record.
AUGUCAAAAGAAACUAGCAGACAACCCACAGUCUACGAGGAAUAUGGCCCGUACAUUAUGGGAACAUGGGGUACCCCUCAGGGACCUGUGUUAUCACCGCUCCUGUUCAACAUUGCUAUGAUGCGCCUCCCAAAUGAAUUGGCCCGGGUGGAAGGCACUCAACACGCAGUAUAUGCCGAUGACAUUACAAUCUGGACCACCGAAGGGAGCAUUGGGGAAAUGCAGGAAAGCCUUCAGCGGGCCGCAUCCAUAGUCGAGGCGUAUGCCAACGAUUGUGGACUCCAGUGUGCUCCAACCAAAUCAGAGCUUCUGCAUGUUAGAGCGAAGCCAAGAGAUAAAUCAGCCAUACACGUCUCUCUGUCCGGGGUUCCCAUAAGAGAGGUGGAGGAGCUUCGGAUUCUGGGCCUGUUCAUUCACCACAGACUCAGACCGGACUCCACUAUUGCGAAACUUCGGAGAGUAGGCGAACAGGUAGGGCGCAUGAUCCACCGCGUUUCCAACAAGCGGGGCGGUCUGCGGGGCAGGGACGCGCUUCGGCUCGCCCAUGCCUUCGUGACUAGCCGGAUACUCUAUGCCGUCCCAUACCUUCGCACUAACAAGCACGAAGACGACAGAAUAGAUGUCAUCAUCCGUGAGGCGACUAAGCGAGCUCUGGAUCUCCCUGUGGCCACCUCCAACGCCAAACUCAGAGCGUUAGGUGUGCUCAACUCCUACCAGGAGUUGCGGGAGGCCCACCUUGUGAAUCAAUAUACGUGGCUCAUGCAGACGGCCCCCGGGGCUUACGAGUUAAUGAGGCCGCUGACGUGGCCGCCCGAGCGCUUACUCACCGGGCUCCUCACCCUGGCUCUUGACUCGGAGGCCAAUACGCCGCUGCUGCGGUUCGAAGAAAUUCUCGCGUAA